CCCGGUUUGAAAGUGCUAACAGCAGCAGGUUUGUCCAUGAACACCUACAUGUGCGUGUUUACGGGUCCGUUUGCUCAGUUGAACUUUUUAAAGUGUUUCAAUGUUCGUCGUUGUUUGGCGGGUUGUGAGAGCAGCUCGCGCAGCAGCAGGUACGAACUUCACCUUCGCUUCCGUUUGUUCCCCUGCUGUUAGCAUGCUAACGGGAGCUAGCGGGAGCUAACGGGAGCUGCGCUAAAGUUUAUCCCGGGUUAUUCUCUAAUGAACCGCUUCUCUGCAGCAGUUUCACAUCAGUCGUAGUUGGAACCGGUUCUGUCCGGGUCUCGAACCUGCGAGCAGCCGCUGCCAGAGUCUCAGAGGUCGACCUGUCAGCAUGGAGCCGCAGCUGCUGAUUGGGUGGCAGCAGGAGAAGGCGGAGCUUAAACGGGAAGUGUGUCGUCUGCAGGAGGAGCUGGCGGAGAGUCGAGCGGAGAGAGAGGAGCUGGAGUCCAGGAGCAGAGCUCUGAAAGACAGGCUGCGCCAGUCAGUGUCUCCCUCGCUCGCCCUCUCUCUGCAGGUGGAGGGUGAGCAGAGGGAGUGGAGGAGGAGGGUGAGGGAGGGGAGAGAGAGGGAGGCCAGACAGGCUCUGCUCAUCCACCGACUGCAGAACAAGGUUCUGGAGUACAGAGACCGAUGUCAACAUGUGGAGCUGCAGCUGCAGGAGGAGCACACACAGCUGCUCAACACCGAGAGGAGGAUCAGAGAUGAACACAGUGACUCUCUGGAGAGCGCCCUCAUCAGGCUGGAGGAGGAACAACAGAGGUCAGUCAGUCUGGCCGACACAAACGCUCUCCUCCGGGAGCGGCUCAGCCAAUCAGAGCAGGCCAACCAGGCCCUGAGGGAGGACCUCCAGAAGCUGACAUCUGAUUGGACAACAGCUGUGGAGGAGGCGGAGCAGAAAGAAGAUGAUUGGCAGAGAGAGCGGGAGUGUCGGUCCGGUCACGUGGGUCAGCAGCAGGCUCGGCUGCUGUCGGUCUGGAGGUCUGUGGUCGCUCUGAGGCGACACUGUCACACCGUCAGAACGGCCGCCGACAGGGACCUGUGGCAGCUGAGGGCGGAGUUCUCUCGUCUCUCCUCCUCUCUCCUCUCCAGCUGCGACUCUGUCUCCUCCUCCCUGAGGCUCAGCGCUCCUCCCGACAAACCUUCCUCCUCCUCUCAUCCUCCUCUGUCCUCCACCAUGGUUCAUCCUCCUCCGGAUUCCUCGCCGGCUGUUCCUCCCCUCAUCUCCUCCUCCAGCCUGGGAACUUUGAGUCUGGGAGAGCUGGAGAUCAAGGAGGAGGAGGAGGAGGAGGAGGAGGAGGAGCAGCGAGAGAUUUCAGAGUUGAAGCUUCUUCAUGAGACCAAAGUUCUGCAGCUGAAUGAACGGGUUGCGGAGCUCUCUCGCUCGCUGCAGGUGGAGGACAGGCAGAGGGAGGAGAGAGAGAGAGAGGUAGAGAGACUAAGGGAAACAGAGAGGAGCCUGCAGUCUGUCAGUCAAGCUGUGAUCAAGCUGUCCAGAGUCCUGAGCAGCAGCAGCAGCAGCCGGUCUGUGUGCGUCUCCUCAGACGGCGUCCUGGGUCUGGACCUGUCCUCCCUGCUGUCCGUCCUGUCUCAUGCUGAGAGCUCCCUGCAGUGGAGACACGAGGAGCUGCAGGGGGCGGAGCUAUCUCUACGGCGGCUCGGCGAGGAGAAGGCGGCUCUGCAGCGCCGACUGAAACAGCUGGAGGACGACAACCAGCAGCUGCACGCACACACACAACACACACAGCUGGAGCUCACACACACUGUGGACACACUGAGCAGGGAGCGGGAGGCGGCGUCCUCGCUGCGCCUGCAGGUGGACGAGGUGCAGCGGAGGGAGGAGGAGCUUCAGAGGGAAAACGAGCGUCUGAGGAGGGAGAGGGACCGACAGGAGGAGAGGAGCAGACAGCUGGAGACGGAGACACACAGACGAGUUGAAACGGAGCUGUUGGAGAGCGUCCAGCUGACUGAGAGAGAAACUCUGCAGCGUCUGGAGCUCCACGCUCUGAAGGGGGCGCUGGAGAGGCAGCAGCUGGACAGACAGAGAGCAGAAGAAGAGGCCGCCGACGCCAGAGACGCCCUGCAGAAGUCCAGGGAGGGUGUGUUGCGUCUCUCGUCCUCAGAGUGCGUGUUGAAGCGGGAGGUGGAGGAGGGACGUGACGCUCUCGACAAGAUGGCCGCCCUGAACUCGGCUCUGGCCUCAGACAAGAGAGAGCUGAACAAACAGUUGCUGCAGCUGGAGUGCGAGCUGUCAGACAGCCAAUCACAGCUGCAGGCUCUGAGGUCAGAGGUCAGCUCUCUGCAGAGAGAGGUCAAAACCCUCAACAUGGACUGCAGCCAGCUCAGAGCGCAGAGAGGGGCGGAGGACGACAUUGUCCGUCAGCUGAGAGAAAGUGAGAGAGCAAUGGAGAGAGUAAUCGAGGAGAAGGAGAGUCAGUUGGUCUCCCUGAUGGAGGAGAGAGAGAGGGAUGGAAGUCAGCUGGAGGAGCUGUCCUCCCAGCAUGCCUCUGUGUGCGGGGAGCUGAAGGAGGCACAGGAGCAGCUGCGUCAGGCGGUGGAGGAGGUGAGAAGGAGAGACAGGCAGCAGGAGGAGCAGCAGAGAGAGAGCAGGAGGCUGCAAGAGGAGCAGGACAGUGUGCAGAGACACAGGGAGCAGCUGCAGGAGGAGCUGCAGGAGCUCAGGUCUCUGUCGGUGUCUCUCCACCAUCAGCUCAGUCAGCAGCAGAAGCAGCUCUCCCAGUCAGAGGUGGACAGGUGUCAGCUGCAGACACACAUCUACGCUCUGCAGCAGGCCAAGGAGGCGCUACACGGGGAGGUCGAGUGUCUGAGAGGAGAGCUGGAGAGAGCGUCGGCCAGGAGAGAAGACGAGAGAGAGAGGAGCGAGGAGAAGGAGGAGAGGGACGCGCUGAAAGAGGAGAUGGAGAAGCUGAAGGAGGAGGCAGAGGAGCUGAGGAGGAGGAGGAUGGACGAGGAAAAGGAGAAGGAGGAGGAGAGGGAGGCCUGGCAGAGAGAGAGGGAGGCUCUGAGCGAGGAGCUGGGGACGAGGGACGGAGAGGUGGAGGCGCUGAGGAGGCGCAUAGAGGGACUGACAGAGGAGGAGGAGGAGAGACUAAGAGAGGCGGAGAGACUGAGGGAGGAGGUGACUGAGAAGGAGGCACAAAUCAGCCACAUGAUGGACAGAAUACAGCAGGCGGAGGGAAUGGAGGAGGAGGUGAAGAGGACGGAGGUUAGGUUUAAAGAGGAGGAGGUGAGGAGGAACGGAGAGAUUGAGGCGCUCUGCGACCAGAUGGAGAGAUUAGAGAGAGAAAAGGAAGAGAGGGAGGAGGAGAUGGAGCGACUGAGGAGUGAAGCACAAGAGGAGGUCGAGAGAUGGAGGAGGAGGGUGGAUGAGGUGGAGGAAGAGAUUUACAGACUAAAAGAAGAAAACUCUGAACUGAAGGAAGGCAGAGAGGAGGAGAGAAGAGAGAAGGAGAGACUGCGAGGCGAAAAGGAGGAGGUGGAGGAGGGGCUGUUGGAGAAGCUGGGGGAGGUGGAGCUGCUGAAGGUGAGGUUGAAUGUGGCCAAGGAGGAGUGUGAGGAGGUGAAGGAGGAGGUGGAGCGGAAGGAACGUAGCCUGGAGCGACAGAUGAGCGCCGUGAGGGAGAAGGAGGAGGAGGUGGAGGAGCUGAAGGAGUGCCUGAGGCUGGCGGAGGAGCAGGAGGAGGAGGGAGCGAGGGAGUGUCAGGAGGCGAACGACAAACUGAAGCAAAAGGAGGCGAGGGCGGAGCAGCUGGAGGCGCUGCUGAAAGAAACCCGGGCGCUCCUGGAGAAAGAGAGGAGGGAGGGAGGAGAGAAAGACAACAGGUUCUCCUCCCAGGCCAGGGAGCUGCAGGAGGCCCGGGCCGAGAGCGAGGGAGCGAGGAGGAAAGUCAGAGAGAGGGAGGAGGCCCGCGACAGGAUGGAGGAGGAGGUGAAGGAGUGGAGGGAGAAGGCAGAGCGAAGCGCUAGGGAGGUGGAAAAACUCAAUCAUAUCCUGAAGGAUCAAGGGGAGGAGGUGCAGCAGCUGAGAGCCACGCUGGAGGAGAAAUGGGAGGAGGGGAGAGAGUGGGAGGCGCUGAGGAGAUCGGAGGUGGAGAGGAGGAGGAGGCUGGACAACAAGCUGACAGAGCUAGAGGAGGAGAAAGGGAAACUGGAGGAGAAAGUAAGGCAGGUGGAGGAGGAGCGGGAGGAAGAGAGGGAGGCACUGAGGAGAGCCAGGGAGGAGAGGAGCAGGUUUCAGGACAGAUGUGCAGAGAUUGAAAAGGAGGCGCAGGAGCAUAGAGAGGAGCUCAGGACGACAGUGGAGGAGAAGAGGAGGCUGGAAAACAAACUGAAGAAGACAGAGGAGGGGAGGAGGGGAGAUGAGGAGGUUUUGAGGAGGGUGAGGGAGGAGAAGAGGAGGUUGGAAGAUGAACUGAUAGAGAAGGAGAAAGAAAUCAAGGGACAGAGGGAGGUGCUGAGAAUUAAAGAGGAGGAGAAGAAGAGGUUGGAGGAUGAACUAAGGGAGGAAAAAGAGGAGCAAGGGAGAUUAUUGGAGGCUGAGAGAGGCCAGCACCUCCUGGUGCAGGAGAAAGGGAGGUCCAGAGUGACGGAGCUGGAAGAGGAGAAGGCAGGACUGUCGGUCGAGCUGAGAAGGAGGGAGAGGGAGGUGACAGCUCUCAGAGAGGAGGUGCAGAGGGAGAGGGAUACUGCUCAGGAGGAGCUAAGGAGGAGGAAAGAGGAGGUGUCUGUACUCAAAGAGGAGGUAGCAAGGGAACAAAGGGAGAAGGAGAAGAUAGAGGAGAAGCUGAGGAGGACUGAGAAGGAGGUGACAGCUCUCAGUGGGGAGGUGAAAAAGGAACAAAGGGAGAAGGAGGAGAUGACUGUCCUCAAAGACAAGGUACAGGAGGAGCUGAGGAGGAGCAAGAGGGAGGUGUCUGUACUUAGAGAGGAGGUAGACACAAAACAAAGGGAGAAGAGUGAGGCACAGGAGAAGGUCACAGCUCUUAGAGAGGAGGUGCAGAAGGAGCUAAAGAGGAGGGAGGAGGUACAGGAGGAGUUGAGGAGGACCAAGAAUGAGUUGACAGUCAUCACAGAGGAGGUACUAAAGGAGGAGAAGGAGCAGGUACAAGAGAAGUUAAUGAGGACAGAGAAGGAGGUGACAGCUCUUAGAGAGGAGGUGCAGAAGCAGCAGAGGAGGAGGGAGGAGGUACAGGAGGAGUUGAUGAGGACCAAGAAUGAGUUGACAGUCAUCACAGAGGAGGUACAAAAGGAGGAGAAGGAGCAGGGACAAGAGAAGUUAAUGAGGGCAGAGAAGGAGGUGACAGCUCUCAGAGAGGAGGUGAAAAAGGAACAAAGGGAGAAGGAGGAGAUGACUGUCCUCAAAGACAAGGUACAGGAGGAGCUGAGGAGGAGCAAGAGGGAGGUGUCUGUACUUAGAGAGGAGGUAGACACAAAACAAAGGGAGAAGAGUGAGGCACAGGAGAAGGUCACAGCUCUUAGAGAGGAGGUGCAGAAGGAGCUAAAGAGGAGGGAGGAGGUACAGGAGGAGUUGAGGAGGACCAAGAAUGAGUUGACAGUCAUCACAGAGGAGGUACUAAAGGAGGAGAAGGAGCAGGUACAAGAGAAGUUAAUGAGGACAGAGAAGGAGGUGACAGCUCUUAGAGAGGAGGUGCAGAAGCAGCAGAGGAGGAGGGAGGAGGUACAGGAGGAGUUGAUGAGGACCAAGAAUGAGUUGACAGUCAUCACAGAGGAGGUACAAAAGGAGGAGAAGGAGCAGGGACAAGAGAAGUUAAUGAGGGCAGAGAAGGAGGUGACAGCUCUCAGAGAGGAGGUGAAAAAGGAACAAAGGGAGAAGGAGGAGAUGACUGUCCUCAAAGACAAGGUACAGGAGGAGCUGAGGAGGAGCAAGAGGGAGGUGUCUGUACUUAGAGAGGAGGUAGACACAAAACAAAGGGAGAAGAGUGAGGCACAGGAGGAGGUCACAGCUCUCAGAGAGGAGGUGCAGAAGGAGCUAAAGAGGAGGGAGGAGGUACAGGAGGAGUUGAGGAGGACCAAGAAUGAGUUGACAGUCAUCACAGUGGAGGUACUAAAGGAGGAGAAGGAGAAGGAGCAGGUACAAGAGAAGUUCAUGAGGAUAGAGAAGGAGGCGACAGCUCUUAAAGAGGAGGUGCAGAAUGAGCAAACGAGGAGGGAGGAGGUACAGGAGGAGCUGACAGUUCUCAGAGAGGAGGUGCAGAAGGAGCAGAGGAGGAGGGAGGAGGUACAGGAGGAGCUGAAGAGAACCAAGAAUGAGUUGACAGUCAUCACAGAGGAGGUACUAAAGGAGGAGAAGGAGCAGGGACAAGAGAAGUUAAUGAGGACAGAGAAGGAGGUGACCGCUCUCAGAGAGGAGGUGCAGAGUGAGCGGAGGAGGAGGGAGGAGGCCCAGGAGGAGCUGACAGCUCUCAGAGAGGAGGUGCAGAGUGAGCGGAGGAGCAGGGAGGAGGCCCAGGAGGAGCUGAGAGGAGUGCAGCAGAGCGUGGAGGUGAUGGCGGUGAACCUGAGCUCCCUGCAGAGUCGGCUGUGUGAUCUGAGUCAGAGCAGGGAGCGAGCCAGGCAGGAGGUGAAGGAGAAGGAGGAGGAGAAGCGGCAGAUGAAGGAGGGUCUGAAGGCUGCUAUGGAGGAGAUGACCCAGCUGAAGCUCCUCCUGCAGGAGAGCCACGCAGAAGGGGAGCGACUGAGGAGCGCUCUGAAGGAGAAGAAGGAGGAGGUGGAGAAGGGCAGAGAGGAGAACCUGCGGACCUUCAGGGAGGAGGUGCUGCGAGAGAGGGAGGAGGAGGAGAGAGGGGAGGUGGAGGAGCUGAGAGCCAGAGCCAAGGCCCUGGAGAGGAGGAGGAAGGAGAUGAUGGAGGAGCUGGAGGAGGCUCGACGGGCGAAGGAGGAGGCAGAGGAGAAGAGGAGGGCGACUGAGGAGUGGUGGAGGAGCAGAGUGGAAGAGAUGGAGGAGGAGCAGAGGGUGAAGCUGAAAGAAAUCCAGGCGCUGAAGGAGAGAGAGGAGGAGACGCAGAAGGAGUGGAGGUCCAGGGUGGAGGAGACGAGGAGGGAGGUGGAGGAGAGUCGGGCCGAGCUGAGCCGGGUCAGAGCCACGCCGGCCAUGUUGGAGGAGCAGAAAACACAGAUCAUCUCGCUGUCUGCUGAGAGAGAGGAGGAGAGAGAGGAGAUGGACGGACAGAGGAGGAGGACGGGAGACCCCACAACAGACAAGGAGAACAGAGGAGGAGGAGGAGAGCAGGAGGAGGACGAGGAGGAGCAGAGCUCCUCUCUGCUGCAGGAGAAAGAGGAGAUCAGGAGGCAGCUGAGGAGCAGAGAAGAGGAGGUGUACGCUCUGACUCAGAGGACGGAGGAGCUGGAGAAAGACAGGGAUCGUGUCCGAUUGGCUCUGGAGCGAACUGAGGCAGCUAUGAUUGGGUACAGGGAAAGAGCCCACCAACAGGAGAAGAGCCCGGGGACGGGGCCUAACCCAGACGAGGUCAGCGUAUCUGUGCAGGGUGUGGGGGACAGACUGGUGGUCCUGCAGCGUCUCGUGGCCGAACUGGAGCUAGAACAGAAGCGACUGAACAGGAGAAACUCUCAUCUGGAAAAUCAGAAAGACAAACUGAAGAGAGACAGAAACACACUGAGAGACACACUGAGACAGGUGGAGGAGGAGCGUUCGAGGUUCAGACAGCAGCUGACUGACAGCAGCAGAUCUCAGUCUGCAGUCACCACAGAAGAAGAACGGCUGAGAAGCAGAGUGAGGGAGCUGGAGGAGCAGGUGAGUCAGCUCCAUCUCUCAUUGGCUGUGGAUCAGCAGCAGAGGGCGGAGUUUAUCCAGCAGUCCUCCAGAAACAGCCAGUGGCUGCUCUCUCUGAGGCACGACCUCACAGACUCGCUGGCCGCCGUCACGCGCCGUCCAGUCCCGUCCGUCCUGGAGUCCGAGACGCAGCGAUUGGACCGCAGCCUGAGAGAGGAGGAGCUUAGGAUGUCCCUCAGCCAAUCGUAACGCCUGAAAAAUGAAAAGUUAAUAAAAAUCUUUUGACCAAAAACUUUAAACCUGAACCUGCUCAGAGACAAUCAGCUGUUUCCGGCUGGUACACAACAGACCUGGUGGACUUACUGAUCACAGGGUUGGUGAUCGGCUCUGUGACUUCUGAACUGGGUCGGUUCGUCCGUCCCCCUUUUUUUCUAGAACUGGUCUCCAAAAUCUGUGGGUCCGUGUAGCGCCGAUGAUGCAGGAUGACAUCACCAAAACCGUCCAAUCUCUGAGUUACCUGUCAGCCUGUGUGACGUGACAUUUGCAGCUGUUGGUUCGUUGGUUAAAAGGACGGGAACCAAAACACCGGACCCGUUAUUCUUUGGUCUGGACCAAAUGGACGGGGCUGCAGGUGUGACAGUCACCCGAGGCCCACGUGGAACAUGUGGUCUGUGUUUCGACCUUCAGGAGGUUUCAUGUGUGUUACUGUACUGUUAUCCACAUAACGUACAGCUCCUGCACGGACUGGAUCGGUACACUAACGGCUGCAGUCGUCGUUUUCACUAUGAAACAGAACCAGAUUUAAAAUUCCUUGAGGUUGUAGACGUUAAAGACGACACGCCGGCUUCAGAGGAACAUCACUGACUCAGUUACUGGACGGCAGUGGUGGAAACAGAAUACAUUUAGUACUGUUCUGUACUGGUAUAAAUACCUCUGAAUACUUCUUCCACCACUGCUGUGCAGACAGACCAGUUCAUGAAACAGAAACCAGUUAGAGGAUCUCAGUUUAAGUGAAACUGCACCAGUUCCUGAUCUGUUAUUGUUACAAAACUCCACAAAAUGUUUACUGAGUUAUUUAUUGUCGUAUUUAUAUUUUAUACUUUCAUUCCUGUCAGACCUCUGAGCCAGUACACGCUGCGUUUCCCAAGAUGCUUCAAUCUGAGCCGACGUCAGAGGUCAGCUGUGCGUUUGUGUAACAAUAAAAACCAAAGAUAGGAUUUUAAA
Messenger RNA from Micropterus dolomieu (smallmouth bass), 9031 nucleotides. RefSeq names its product trichohyalin. The record is from RefSeq and is a predicted model, not a curated record. NCBI's taxonomy places the organism in Eukaryota, Metazoa, Chordata, Actinopteri, Centrarchiformes, Centrarchidae. The transcript is spliced from 29 exons. The coding region runs from base 371 to 8056 and encodes 2561 amino acids.